Drosophila obscura is the source of this 2480-nucleotide messenger RNA. RefSeq lists its product as uncharacterized. Lineage: Eukaryota; Metazoa; Arthropoda; Insecta; Diptera; Drosophilidae. The transcript has 7 exons. Gene Ontology annotation, cellular component: nucleus. Gene Ontology annotation, molecular function: transcription cis-regulatory region binding. Gene Ontology annotation, biological process: regulation of transcription by RNA polymerase II. The record is from RefSeq and is a predicted model, not a curated record. The coding region runs from base 830 to 2449 and encodes 539 amino acids.
UCAUUGAUUUGUAUUAACAAUCAAAAAAUUCAAUGAAAGUAAACAACGAAUUUUUCACUCCCUUUUGAUAGCAGUCCACAGCAGAGUUACAAACCGCUUUGAAAUACCGUCAGGACCAUUAAAAAUAAUUCUUUCACAUUUACAUAAAAGCCAAAGCGGGCGGCAAUAACGAAAACGUUGACUUUGACCAGCGACCAUUCCAAGAAGAGAACUUUGAAAGCGGUUCGACAGGCAGCGACGAUCGUGUGUAAAAAGAAAGUAGGUAACUGAGGCAGAGCCAGAGACAGAGAGAGGCAGCAAACAUAAACAAAGUGCGAGCCAAAGAACAGCGCAAAAGUUGUUUCCCUCUUCGCCUUCUUCUUUUGAGUCUCUCUCGGACCUUUUUCUGGAAACCUGACGUGGACAAAGCGCAGGCGUAGCAGAAUUCCGCAAGAGAGAGCGCCACUGGAACUGGAACUGUCAGGAACGCAACAGAGGCCCACCAUACCUUUUCUCUAAUAUACCUCAAGACAGUGUGAGAGAGAGAGAGAGUGGAGAGUGCAGCUUAAGAAGUGUUACAAACUGGCGCAGCGCCUCACAAGAAAGAAAGUUUUCAACUGUGCUGGCUGUCUCCUCCGAUCUCGAAGCUCCAAGCUCCAAUCUGCAAUCUCCAGUAGCAGCAGCAGCAGAACCACCAUCCAAUCCAGCAGUCAUCCAAUUUAGCAGUCCGUGUGCGCAGUGAAGCGUCGCUCGCUUCGUCGUCGUCUUGGUUUUGGUCUCCGACUUGGCUUAAUUGGCCCAAAAGUAUCUCAAGUGUGUGAUUGUGAAAGUUCCUGCCCGUCCAACAAAAAUGUACGUGAAACGAGUGCUGCUCUUCGCGGCGCUGUUGUGCGCCCAGCCCUAUGGCCAGAUGGCCAGUGAGGAUGAGUCCAAUCCGCUUCUGGACAUGGCCUCCAUGUUCUUCCAGGAGGCGCUGUCCAACCAGAACGGCGGCGCCGACAGAGGAGCAGGUGGCGCUGGAGCCGGACUGGCAGGCGUCGCCUCGCUCAUAGGCACAUUCAUGCAGGCCAAUGGCAAAUCCGGCGGUGGAGGAGGUGGUGGCGGUGGAGCCAUGCAAAUCCUGUCCGGUCUGGGCAGCCUGCUGGCCAACAAUGCCCGUGGGAAUGGUGGCGGCGGCGGCGGUGGCUUCGAUCCGUCCAUCAUUGGCAAUGUCCUGGAAAUGUUCACCCAAGGCGAUGACGACGAGUCCGGCGCCGACCAGAAGCGCAACAAUGGCGGAGGAUCCGAGUCGGGCAUUGGACUGGACACCAUUCUCCAGGUGGCCUCCGCAUUCAUGAACAACCAGGGAGGCGGCGACAACAAGGCACAGGCCUCCCAUCACCAGCAGAAGCGUUCGGCCUCCCAGGAACCCGAGUCCGAGAACGGUCUGAUGAGCCUUCUGCCCCUGGUCAUGCAGGCCGUCAGCUCAUUCGCCGGCCCCGAAGGUCAGAGCACUCAGGAACGUCACAAGAGCCAUGCCUGGGUGCUGCCGCCCUUCCUAGAGCACAUCCACGUGCUGUGGGAUCACUUCUCCAAUUCGGAACUGGCCGAUGCCCUCUACGAGAAGUCGGGCGUCAACAAAAUCAUGAAGGGCUUCAAGGGCAGCGAUGGAAAGCUGGACUACGACAAGCUCUUUGAAUCGCUGAACAACCAAUCCUUCCGCCGGCGCUGGAUCAAGUCGGCGACGCUGUACCUGGCCGACUGGGCCAGCUAUCUGGCCAAUCCCGAUGUCUAUCUCAGAUAUUUCCAGACGGCGCAGAUCAUGUUCAACGGGGUGCUGAAGUCUCAAGGUUACCCCAAGCAGACGCACUUCGAUCCGGCCCGGCCCAGUGAGACCAUCUCCAACCUGCUGGACCACGUGGCCAAGCACCACCUCAGCGUGAAGAUCGAUUCCCGGCAGUAUGUGAAGCCGGCGGUGGGCUAUGCCAAGGAACUGCUCAAGCUCGGCCAGGCCCGCGGCCUGCUGCAGUUCAACGCCACGGAGAUCAGCGAUAAGCUAACGGAUACGCUCAAUCUGGAGGUUAUCGAACCGGUGCUAAAAGUACACCGCGCCUACAGAUACAUCUCGAAGACGCCGCAAUGCGAUCGCUAUGUGCUCUGCCAGCUGAAUGCAGCCGCUCUUGACCAGCAGCAGAAGCAGAAAUCCCAGCAACAGCAGCAACAGCAGCAGCAGCAGAACCAGCAGCAGUCCAAGAAGCAGGAGGCGACGACAGCGUCUGGUCUGAUUGCCGGAGUUAGUCCGAAAAUCGUCAAGAUCGGCAGCAUGGGUGCAGCCAUCUUCAUUAGCACGGAAACCGGUACACCGUUCUGGACGCUAUUCGGUGUAAUCAAUGCGCCAUAUAAUUGCGAGGCCAAAUAUCCAGUCGACUGCAAUGGCUUCCAUGAGGGCGAGGCCAAGGUGACCACGGAGUACAUACACAAUGAGUUGUAGUUUGCCCCCAGGAGGAUGCCGCCAGUGUCCA